Ficedula albicollis (Collared flycatcher) is the source of this 10999-nucleotide messenger RNA. RefSeq names its product bobby sox homolog (Drosophila) (gene BBX). Gene Ontology annotation, molecular function: RNA polymerase II transcription regulatory region sequence-specific DNA binding; DNA-binding transcription factor activity, RNA polymerase II-specific. Bases 328 to 3093 code for a protein of 921 amino acids. Gene Ontology annotation, biological process: regulation of transcription by RNA polymerase II. The transcript is spliced from 16 exons. The record is from RefSeq and is a predicted model, not a curated record. Lineage: Eukaryota; Metazoa; Chordata; Aves; Passeriformes; Muscicapidae. Gene Ontology annotation, cellular component: nucleus.
UGGCGGCCGUGUCAGCCCCGGCGCUGGUAUUCCAGCAAUGCGGGGCUGGCCGCUCGUACUGCCAGAGCCAGGCUAUAAGCAGCGAGUAUUGCUCCACUUUUGCUCGCUCCGUGCCUCUGCUCCGCCCCGUCCGCGCUCCCCGCGCUGCUGAGAUCAGCUUCCUGCUUUUCGUUUCCCUCGGAGCGGCGCAGUUACUCCUCCCCCGAAAGAGUUAUUUCCAUCGGUGCGGAGUGGAUCGGUGCGUGCGGCUGCGGCGCGGGGCUGUGGCAGGAUGGCAGAGCGCUGCGCGGAGAGCAGCGCCGUGACCGCCAGCCGGAGGUCACAGUAAUGAAAGGCAGUAGUAGGAAUAAGGAUCAUUCAACAGAAGGUGAAGGAACUGGGAAGCGACCAAAAAGGAAGUGUCUUCAGUGGCAUCCCCUGCUUGCUAAGAAACUCCUUGACUUCUCUGAAGAGGAAGAAGAGGAGGAAGAAGAGGAAGAUAUUGAUAAGGUGCCCCUCCUUGGCCCUGAUGGUUUAGAGCAGGAUGCUGAUGAGACUGAAGAUGACGAGUCGUCAGAGCAACGAGCUCGCCGACCAAUGAACGCGUUUCUCUUGUUCUGCAAACGCCACCGCUCUCUUGUGCGCAAAGAACACCCUCGCCUCGAUAAUCGUGGCGCAACCAAGAUCUUGGCAGAUUGGUGGUCUGUUCUAGAUCCAAAAGAAAAACAGAAAUACACUGACAUGGCCAAGGAGUACAAGGAUGCAUUUAUGAAAGCAAACCCAGGGUACAAGUGGUGCCCCACAACCAACAAACCUGUGAAAACCCAGGCAUCCAGUGUUACGAACAGGAAAAAGCUAUGGGCCAUUGCAUCAGACUCUGCAAAAGACUUGCCGAGCCCAAGGAAAGUAACCAAAAGUGAAGAAAUGCCACAACUUAACUUUGGGAUGGCAGAUCCUACACAAAUGGGAGGCCUGAGUAUGCUGCUUCUCGCAGGGGAACAUGCCCUUACUGCACAGGAGGUUUCCUCCAGUACUUGCCAGUCUGAUGCAUCUGAUUCUGCAGAAGCCUGUCAGAAGUCAUCAUUGUUUCAGUUUGCAGAGAUCUCUUCCAACACAUCACAGCCUGGAGUCCUGGGGGCAGUAAAACAAACGGAGGAGUCUGCGUUGUUCCAGUUUGCUGAGAUCUCAUCAAAUACUUCCCAGUUGCCAAGUCCCGAGCCAGUAAAGCACUGUGGGAAGUCGGCACUCUUCCAGUUGGCAGAGAUUUCUUCAAGUACAUCCCGUUCAGGGUCUUCUGAUUUAACAAAACAAUGUGGAACAUCAGCAUUAUUUCAGCUGGCAGAGAUGUGCCUUGCUUCAGAAGGGGUAAAAGUGAAAGAACCUGGGAAAACAAAAGUGGAAACACUGGAAGAUGAGGAAGGGGAAGUUUCAGAGGACAUGGAAGUAGAACUGGAGAAAACAACAGUAAAAGACUCCAGUAAAGGAAAAGUAGAACAAUUGGGGAUGGAGAAAAUGCAAAACCCAGAUGAAACAAAAGCUGAGGAAUCAGAAACUGCGAAAUGCAGAGAUUUUACAAGUCUUGCAAUGGAAAACAGUCCUUUUGAGAGAAAGGAUAGCACAAAGGAUCACAUGUGCCGUUCUCCAGAGCUUUUCAUGAGUGACAUGACUAUCCUUGGGCUAAAGCCGGAAAAGAUAAAGAAGAAAAAGAAAAAAAAUAAGCUGGACCGGCACACAAAUGAAAAAUCCACCCCCAAGAAAUCUUGUAAAAAGAGGCAGUCCUCCGAGUCGGACAUUGAAAGUGUAAUGUACACGAUUGAGGCUGUGGCCAAGGGGGACUGGGGUGCUGAGAGACUCGCGGAUACUCCCCGCAAAAAAAACCGCCCUGUCUCAAAUGUGAAGGGAAGCAUGUUGGAUACAAAAUCACCAAAGAAAAAAGUGAAAUCGAAAGAGAAGAAAACAUCAAAGGAGAAACCGAUGGAGACCACCAAAGAAUCAAAGCCUCCCGAUUUCCUUAGUAUUGAAGCCAGCAAGGAAGUACCGUGUGAGGCUUCUGAUAACAUUAAAGUGGAACCACUGACCCCAACAGAGGAGGUGGUGCCCCAAAGCUUACCAGAACAGGUCAAAACUGAGGACAGUGACUGUGUUAAAAAGAUAGAAACCUGUGGCUCCAGGAAAUCGGAGAGAUCUUGCAAAGGUGCUCUUUAUAAAACUCUGGUGUCAGAGGGCAUGCUCACAUCUCUGCGCGCUAAUGUGGACAGAGGAAAAAGAAGCUCAGGAAAAGGUAACUCCUCAGAUCAUGAAGGAUGCUGGAAUGAAGAAAUCUGGGCCUUUUCCCCAAGUGGGACAAGUGGGAACAAAAAACUGAAAAAGACUAAGCCAAAGGAAGAGUUUGUUUUUGGCAUAGCAAAAUUGGAAGAAGAAUUUGCAAAGAAAUUCAACAGCCUCCCUCAAUACAGUCCUAUUACCUUUGACAGGAAAAAUUCAGCUGUUUCGAGGAAAAAGCGAAAGAUUGGAAGCGGCUCAUGUGAACUACCAAAAUCCAACAAAGGUUCAUUCCAGUCUCAGAAAAAGAACUUAUUCCACAAAAUUGUCAGCAAAUUUAAGCACAGAAAGAAGCUUAAUGUUCCGGACACAGCCAUACUAUUAGAAGACAGAAAUUCCAGUGAGUCUGCCUGGAAGAAUAAAAUUUCUAUAUCUGCCCUAAACACUCCAGAGCCAGCAAUGAUGCAUGAGCCUUUAGUUGGCAGCCAGAAGAGGAAAGCAAGAAAAACUAAGAUCACACAUCUUGUCCGAACAGCAGAUGGGCGAGUGUCUCCAGCAGCAGGGACACUGGAGGACAAGCCAAAAGAGCUGCCACAAAGUACUCUUCAAAAAUCAUCAAGUGCAGAAACAGAUUGCAACAAUGAAUGCUCCAGAAACACAGAGACAGAAGAAAAUCAUAGUAUUACGUCAGAUAUGCCAGCAGUGUCUGCAUUUUUUAGCUUAGCUGCUCUGGCAGAAGUAGCAGCCAUGGAAAAUGUACACAGAAGUCAGAGGGCCACACCUCUCCCACAUGAUGGACAGCCAAAUGAAAUGUCUCAGGCUCCAGUGCUUAUUUCCUGCGCUGACCAGUGAAGCUCCACUUUAUUGUAAAACAUUGUGCUUUACCUAAUAUCCUAGCCUUGUCUUUACCAAGGGAAGCUAGUCAGUCCAUAUGAUGGAACUAGAGACUGCAAUAAAGUGCUUAUUGCUCUGAGUGGCCCAGAAUUCACUGGAAGCCAGACGUUAGCAACUUGGGCCAGGUCCUCAAAUUGGAACCCAGUAUGUAGGAGGGUGAUAUUGUCUAGUAAUGAACUGAAAUGGAGUGGAAUGAUCCCAGAGCUUGCUUUCUAUUGAAGGCUUUUAAACAGUAAACAGAUGGUUGGUGUGAAAAAGGCUGCCUUUACUGUUAGCUCACACAGCAUCUCUUUUACCAACCAGAGAGUAUGACAACUAGUUUCAUAUAAUACCUAGUUAUUCUAAAUGAAAAAGAAAAAAAAAAAAAACAAAAACACUGACGCACUGCACUAGUUACUAUUAGAUAUUCUUAGUCAUUUUUGUACAUGAAGAUUUAAGUUCUAAGAUGGUUUAUAUUAAUAGGUUAUGCCUACGUUUAUAUUGUAGAAUGAAUUUAAAACCUGUUCCAGAGAACUCAAGGCAGCCUGGACAGAUGUACCAUUGUUAGCGGUGUUUGGGCAGCCACGUGGUCCAGAUGUUCUGCACUUUUAUAUUUGCCACCAGAGUGGUAGAGUUUACUGGGAAAAGUUCUGACAGGCUAUGUUUGGGUUUGUUUCUUUUUAAUUUAGCUUUGAAUAACCAGGAUGAUGUGCAUUAGAAAAAGGAGUGGUGUAUGGAAAAGAAAAUACUGCAGAUAAUUGACUUGUCUUUCAUGCCUUGGAGGGUUCCUUUAUUUUUGCAUAGAUACCUGAGCGACUUGGUGAAACUUUCCUGCAAACAAAAAGUACUGCAAAUGUGUUUUUCAAAAGUGACCUUAGUAUUAUUUCACAGUUCUGAAUAAUUUAAAACCAUGACUUUCCAAUAUUGUGUACACCAAUACACAUACCUUUUACAUUUUACAGACACUGGCAUUGUUGUAGUUACUAUGCACAGUCCAAAUCAGCUUCAGAGUUUGCAUAAAGGGCCAAUUACAGUUCGUGUUGGUAAAGUGGAAAGCUGUAUACAGUUAAACUACAACUGAAGAGUAGUGUUUGACUCAAAUCAGACUACCAAACAGAUCCAUCUGCCAGUUUCUGUCUCUGCUUGUGUUGAAUUUUUGUGUUUUGCUCUCAUAAAUACAUCCCAAAAGCAGGCCAAGUGUAUCACUUGACCUGUUACCUUCACUAUUCUGGCUUACACUAUUAUAUAACCAAGCAUUGAUUCCUACCAGUAGAUGCAAAAUGAUCACUAGUAAUUGAUCUAAAGCUACAAAUUCAACAGGGUACUUCUUCUAUAGCACAAGAUGUUUCCCUACUUUUUGCAUUGUAGCACAACAAUUUACCAAAUUGGACUCCAGCAAUAAUUUUCUAUUAGUCUUCGUCAUACCGGCUGAACUUUUGAUAGUAUUAGAUUGAGUUUGAAGUUCUUUGAAUUAAGUCUUUAAAUGAUGCGAGUUUACAUCAUUCUAUCAGGCAUUCUUAUUUAUACUUGACUGAAUUGAUAAUGUGUUUUGAGGUUAUUUUGUAACUAAUUUGAUGUAAUAGCCAUAUGGACAGUAACUAUUAAUGCUUGCUAGGUUUAGCCUUUCAUUGUUGUAGUUAAGUGAAAGUCUCUGGUUCAGUGUCAGGAAACAAUAUACAAUGUACCACAAGAGUUUUAAGAAAGGAUUAAAGGUCUGACAAAAGGCACGUAGCUGGGGAAGUGUCACUGAAACAGCAACAUCGAGGAUGCAUGUGUUGGAAGAAGGGAACAACAGAAGAACAACAAAAUUUACAAACCAAUGAGUCAGUGAAAAGGCUUUUUUAAAAAUUCAGGUGAAUAAAUGUCUAAGAGCCCCUAGAAUGCCAUUGCAGCCUAUGGUGGUAUUUUAAAUAAGAUUUUAUUAAAUUUUUAUAAGUUAUUUUAACAAGACAGAAGAAAAUUAAAAGACUUAAAACUUGUGGGUCACAGCAGGGUGGCUGUUGGAGUUUUGGACCACUUUAUAAUUAGCUGAAAUCCAAAUAUGUUACAGUGCAGGCCGUUCACGUUGACAAUGGUACUAACUUAUUUCUCUAGAAACCUUUAGAGUAGAUCUAUUUUUGUCAAAGCACCCCAUCCUUCCUCAAUUUAAAUUUCAAUAUUGUUCCUGGAGAUAUUUCUGUAUAUUAAUGGUACCUUUUUUAAAAGAAACAGAAAAUUACUUUUUUCUAUAUGAAUUAAUAUCUUACUUGAUCUGCUUUUCCUUGACUUUCCCUUAGAGAGGGGGUAGGGUUGGGUCAGUUUACUGGAUAUGACUGUUUUCAGAUACUUAUAAACCUUUUUGUAGAUAUGCUUAAUUUUUAAGCGAUUAGGCACUGAGAGUAGCAGAAAUCCUGCAAAGCUUUAUAGUUCACUAGGCAUUUGCCUUUGUUGGUUCUCUGAGUGAUGUCUUGAUUUGAGUAGCUAGAAUUUUCCCUGAAUCUACUAGAAGGGGUAUCAGUAUUUUCAGGUAACAAAGUCUGUUAGCACAACAAAAACUUCAGACCAAUAUCUUACUGUAUUGGGGUUGGGUUUUUUCCUUGUUUGUUUUGUUUUAAUUUUUAUUAAUUUCAGCUGCUUUCAUUUUGGAAAAUCUUACUGCUAUUGUGUGUACUUCAGUAUACCAGCAAACACUGUUACCUGUUAACACGUUGUCCACAAAUGCCUCUAGAGAAGAAAUUGUUGCACCUUAUGUAUAUCUCAAGCAAACCAAAAUAUGAUGCUUUUCUGCUUUGUUUAUUCUGAAUAUGUUGUAUCAUACUUUACUGAACCCAUUUUAACUUAGCUAAAGCUAUCAAUAUUUAUGCAUUUCACAUUAUUUUCUGGAUCUGAACCUGUGUAUAAAUCUUUCUUUGAAAAAAAAAAAGACAAGCAUUUACUGUAGUUGUCCUCUGUGACUUAUCCAUGGGAGGGGGGGAAUCUUGUCUCAAGUGUAAAAUGCAGUACUGUCCCAGUUUUCCUUGACUUUUAUUUAUUUAGUCAUCUUCGAUAUUUCAUAGUUCCGAGGCAUACAAAAUGCAUUGUCUUAGCCAAAGCUACAGAUCUAAGUAGCUGGGAGAAAAUUACUGUAAUGUCUUCUUAAUUGUUCUAGUACUGUAUACAAAUAUGGGAAAUAUGUUCUGCAGAACAUUUGAGAUGCAGAUUCUUAUCCCCACAGUAGGCUGUUUUCCAGUUAUUAGACCAAAUUAAUCAAAACUCCAUAUCUUACAGGUCUUUUCUGACUAAAUUAUUCUGAAAACAUCUAUGGAGAUUACUUAAUGCUCUGCUUUUGGCAGUAACUACCCCUUGAAUGUGCUGGGAUUUCAGAAAAGAAUAUAUUUAUUUAAGCUCUCUGAAUGCUUUUUUAUACUAAUACAGUAUUCCAAAGUCAGGAGCAAGAGACUUGGUAGUUUGGGUUUCUAUUUUAUAGCAUUGGUGCAUGACUUUUGAAAUUAAAGUGAUAAGCGUUGUUGGAAAGGGGCACAAGAACAAGGGACUGGUAGAAGUUUGUGAAUUUGUGGUGUUUAAAUUCCAACUUUUGUCUUUAUUAUUUGGGUGAAAGCUGCCUUUGUAGCACAAGGCAGAAGAACAUUCUGCAGUUUGGAUCAAGUAGAGAGUUGUAAGUCACAUCAGUACAAGGGAAUGCCUUAUAGUUUUUAUGCUGUCUUUUGCAACAGGAUAUUAAUUGAACCAGUUUUAAUUUCCACUGCCUGUUUAGCUACUGUACAGAUAGGAACCAACUGAAAACAAGUUAUAGACAUGGGACAGCUAAGAGCAUAUAAGGAAAGCUGUCCUUUAUUCUAAAUAUGGCAACAUUAUGGCAACAAAGGGGAAUUAGAGAAUAAUUUAGAUAUGUAUAUAUAGGGGGGUGUGUGUGUGUGUGCACGUGUGUGUGCCUGGGUGUGUACAUUUUGCAAAAAAAUGAUGUAGAAAACCAGAAACAUGAUGGGUCUGCGAGACACUAUAAUGUAUGUCAGCCCUUUUGAGUGCACUCCCUUUUUUUUGAAUGCUGAGUUUAAUAUGGCUACCUCUCCUAAAAGACUACUUUUGUUAACUUCCAUUUGCUUUCAGGCUUGAUCAUGUAAUCUUUUUGGCCAUUGAUACCAUAUGUAUAUCGCUGUGUGCUUUAUUUUCCAGGAGUGAUGUUUAUAUAGUGCAGACACCAUAGAGGCUGAAUAUACAGUGGUAGCCAAACUGCGUUGCUGGAGCAUUUUUGUUUAACCUCUGCCACAGUCAUAUGGUUUGCAGGACCUGGGCCUGCUGGCUCUGCUUGGUUCAGUGAGAUCAGUUUUUGUAACAGCAGAAGAUGCAGUGCUCGUGGGGUGGUGACUUCUGAUGUUUCCAGAGGUGUAGAGUAAGCCACGUGCUGCUCUUGAAACUUCUGGAGUUUAUGUUCACAGUCCUGACUUUGCAAGGAAACAUAAGUGUGCAACUUGUGUGUUGUAUACCCUACAUUAUCCAUUAGAUGCUGUUUGUUUGCUGUGCUUGUUUAAUAGGUUGUAGAGCUCCUUUGCCAUGUUUUGCAAUGCUCAUGGCAUUCCCCGUACCUUGUGCGUAUUUUUUGAACUGUCAGCUACAGCUGCCAGGAUGCUGAGGCACUUCAGGACUCUGAGUGCCAUGAAUAAGACAUGUUUAGGCUGUGAAAGGGUUACAUGCCUCCUCCCCUGAACUCUCCAAGAAAAAGGCACAGUGAGGUUUAUGCUCUCACCGAAGUACUACCAUUGUCAUUUUUAUACUCAGUAUUCUGUACUGAAUUGAUAACUUUAAGAAGCUUGUGAGAUUGAUGUCUAUUUUAUGUUUCCCCACUAAUUCUUUGAUGGCAGAAAUCUAGGAAGACUUGACAUGAGAUCUCCACUCAGCAACACACCAAAGCUUAGGCUGGAAACCCUCCUUCCUUAAGGGGCAGCAUUGUUGUUGGCACUGUGACAGUGUGGGAGCCCCAAUCACGGACCACUAUGCUCUUGGAUUUUAGCUUGGGCUUGUGUGAUGUUCCUGGGGGAAGCACAUCAUCAUGACUUAGGGUCUUCAUUGAGGUGGAAUUUUAAAAAGGACUGCAAAUAGCUUAACAUUUGUGGAAUUCUUCCAAAGAAUUACAUUGUAAUUUCUGGGUCUUGGCUGUUAGCAUAUACCAGCAGGCCCUCACUAUACUCCACUGAAAAAACCACACCUGUUCAGGAAAACUGCCUGGGCUCCUGAAUGUAAUGGUCUAGUCUGCUCUUUUCAGCUCCACAGCUGAAACCUUGUUUGCCCCUCAGUACUGCUCUGCUCCAGUCAGUGGUUGGGUCUUUGAGGGUGACAAAAGCAGGAGAGGCACAUAUGUGCAUGUGUCUGCACAUGUGUACACAUACACACGUGAAAGUGUGCAGUGACUUCCAGCACGUACUCUGUACUGAAGUGCUCAUAAAACAACUUGAAGUUUCUCAGAUGGUAGUUUUCCAACUUCCUCGCUACAUUUUGAUAUCUUUUCUUCACAUUACACACCAUAAGGUGUGAGUUUCAAAAGUCACACCUGAAAAUAACACAGAUCCUGCUGACCUGGAUGCUACAAAAACCUUCUUUCUCAGCAGUGCUUGCUUUUAAUAACCAAUAUCUGUUGACAGUUUCAGCACAACUGAUUUGCUAUGGUCUUUCUUCUUGGAGCCCAAUCCUUCAACUUCUAUUCUCACAUGUAUUUCCACUGAAUUUGGACCUAGUAUAUGGUUUUAUUCUCUCCAAAGUUUGGUGUAAACAUGCCUUACAAUAGUUCAUCUCCAUCAAUAGUAUAACAGAGCUACUGCCUUCUUAGUCGUGUGUAGUUAAGUCAAUGAGCACAUUUAUAGAAUGUCAUACUUUAUUCAAAAACCUCUAAUUUGAUACUUUUAAGUGCACAUGUUAAGUCAUGUGUAUAACAUGCUAAAGUACAUUAAACUGUGAUAAUGAAACUGAAUAAAAUAUUUAAUAAAAUAUUUGAAAUAUUUGAUAAGGACCUUUAAAUAGAUUUCUUUAUGUUCAUUCUAUUUUGGUUAUCUAGUGUGUGCCUGUAAACAGUUUCCCGUUUAAAACUAAUGAUUGCAAAUAAAUACUAUUCAAAUGGAGCUUCUUUGAUACUUCACCUGCUUUACCAUCAAAUGAUUGUUUACUUUAACAUAUGGUUGAGUUAGAGUAUUUGCAGAAUUUGUUUUUAGCUACAGUAUGAACUUGUUGGGUUAUUUAUAUUUAAACAAGCUCAUUUUCACCUGAAAUUGGAAGAUGCCAAAACCCAGAGGUGGAUCCUCAGAACUGUAAGCUGUAGUUUCCUGUCAGAUCAUCCACUCAGCUUCUACACAGUGAUUGUGAAGAUGUCAUUUACUUUGCAAAGAACUUCUGCCCAGUUGUUCUUCCUUACAUGUGUCUAUACUGGGAGCUUCCAUUUUAUUUUUUAAAACUUCUGAGCCUGGCUCAGCACUGCUGAUACUGUUUAGAAGAUCCACAGAUCCAUUCAGCUGCCCCAGAAUUCUGUGGACUUACAUCACAUGAAGCUGGAGAUUGUGGGACAGAAAGAGCUAGGACUCCGUGCAGUUAGGCUUUGGAAGAAAAGUUUGCCUUUUCUUCUGAGCUUUCUAGUUCAUGUUUGUGGAUUUUUUCUUCUUUGCACAGUUGGGAAGCUUGUUGAUAGUCAACAAAGAUAAAAGAAAAGUCAUCCCACAGAAUGAGCCCUUGCUAUGAUUUCAGUCUUUGCACAUUAGAGAACUUACUCAGAAACAGUUUCUCUUUUAGAAAUAAUAGCAAGUGACAUCAAUGCUUAAACUUAACAAUAGUAGGUUCCCACUACUUUGGAAACUUGUUUAAACCAGGAAUCUGCUCUGCCCACAUAUUUUACCCUCUUGGGCCUUGAAAAUUAGACUGUUUGGAUCUUCUCUUUUUCUGUCCUUGGAUGCCUGAAACUUCCUUGAUUGCAAUGUAUUUUUUGAUCACAGAAGACUCCAGAACAGACUUCAUGAAGCCAGUAGACACUGGGUGUUCACAUGGGAGCAGAUCUCCUGUCUCUGAGUCAAAGGCAGCAGAAGGGAAACCUUUUGGUUUGUGGCUUUUUUUAUCCAUGUGCUAUUUACUCAGGAAAGAAGAAAUGUAUGCAAUCUUGCACUGCCUUUACUGGGUAUGCGUCAGUAUCUCUGCAAAGAAACACCAGGAAUGGAAAUGCUUCAGCCUUAAAGGCCAUGUAAAGGUCCUGGGGAAGGGGAAGGAAAGUUCUGAUUCAGUGAGCAAAAAAAGUGGAAGAAAUUUCAAGAAAUGCGUGUUCUGUCAGUAUUGGAUGCCCAGUCAGGGACCUUGAAGUUACUGUUCACUUUUUUUUAUUACUUAAUUUCCUUAAAACAGUCAUCUUCCUUCCUUGAAAUCUCAUCUUUUCUCCUCUGCUCUCUUUUGGUUCUUCCAACUAAAGACCUGCUGAAUUCAGCUAAUUCUCAGUGCAUCUAGAUUGCUGGUUUGUUACCCAGCUGUCACUCAGGUUGCUUUUUGCAGCUGCAUGACAUUACACUAACUCUUAACUGUCAGGUAAGGUAAAUUUCCACUAAAACUUCUGGAAAAACACAGGGUGGAAAGGCAUCAUCCGACUCAAGCAGCACGCUUUGCUAGACACUGCUGUUCUCCCCUUGGUACCGUUUGUUGGGUCCCUUUCAUUGUUCAUCCCAGAGUUUUUUAAUGUACAACUAACCCUGCUUUCAGAGAGACUUUUUUCCUACAAUGUGACAACGUGGAGUGAGACACACAGUAUACCUGGGCAUACAGUAGCCAUGCUGUACACCAGCUCAUGGGGCUGUCGAUUCUCCAGUAGGAACUAGCACUUUGUAACAAAAUUCGAGAUGCGUUCCUAUCUCUGCUGCAAAGUUCUGUUUUGUUUUGUUUUCUGAAA